Eruca vesicaria subsp. sativa (arugula) is the source of this 456-nucleotide messenger RNA. NCBI's taxonomy places the organism in Eukaryota, Viridiplantae, Streptophyta, Magnoliopsida, Brassicales, Brassicaceae. The record is from the annotation of a GenBank genome assembly.
AUGGCGACAUCGGGAACAUACGUGACGGAGGUUCCGUUAAAAGGAGCGGCGGAGAAACACUACAAGAAGUGGAAGAGCGAGAACCAUAUCUUCCCUGACGCCAUUGGCCACCACAUCAAAAAGGUCACCGUUCACGAGGGAGAAUCUGACUCUCACGGAUCCAUCAGGAGUUGGAACUACACAUGGGAUGGGAAGGAAGAGGUGUUCAAGGAGAAGAGAGAGAUCGAUGACGAGAACUUGACAUUGAUUUUAAGAGGACUUGAGGGUCACGUGAUGGAGCAGCUCAAGGUGUUUGAUGUCAUCUACCAAUUUAUCCCCAAAACUGAGGAUACGAGCGCCUGCAAAAUCACUAUAAUAUGGGAGAAGCGUAAGGAUGAGUUCCCUGAACCAAGCACCUACAUGAAAUUCAACAAGAGCUUGAUCGUUGACAUGGGCCACCACGCCAGCAAGGCUUGA